Drosophila persimilis is the source of this 2019-nucleotide messenger RNA. RefSeq names its product prolyl 4-hydroxylase subunit alpha-2. Gene Ontology annotation, cellular component: endoplasmic reticulum. The record is from RefSeq and is a predicted model, not a curated record. The coding region runs from base 278 to 1927 and encodes 549 amino acids. Gene Ontology annotation, biological process: peptidyl-proline hydroxylation to 4-hydroxy-L-proline. Gene Ontology annotation, molecular function: procollagen-proline 4-dioxygenase activity; protein binding; L-ascorbic acid binding. NCBI's taxonomy places the organism in Eukaryota, Metazoa, Arthropoda, Insecta, Diptera, Drosophilidae. The transcript has 9 exons.
UAGCUUAAUAACCAGUUUAUAUCUUAUUACGAAGAAAGUGUCUAUCUUCUGAUUUGAUACGAUUCGUGGAUUCGAUUCUCUCUCUACUUGACAUUAGUUAUUGUCUACGCCAAAACCAGUUGCCGGCUCGUUGAACCCCGCGCUUUCUUUGAGUGCGUGCCAAAACAGGUUUCGAAUCAGAAGCAGAACCUCUGACAUCUCUGGAAUUAUGUAAUAUUCAGUCGCUAUUCAGUGCGGGGUCAAGUGGUAGAUUCAGUCGGCAUCUAAUCGCUUCGGGAUGAUGUUACCCCUGCUGUUGGUGGGCGCCCUGUGGCAGGGCCUUUUCCUUGCCUGUGAAGCCGAGUUCUACUCCUCCGUGCACACGAUGACCAAGGUAUUUGGUUACGAGCAGAAAAUGCUGCAGCACAUGCAGAAGUUCGUUGCCGAUAAUCAGAGCAAAUUGGAUUUCCUGAGAGCGCGGCUGCGAGAGUUCGAGCAGGAGCGCACCGAGGCGCAACACUGGGGCACGGCAUACUUCGAGAGUCCGCUGAACCAAUAUUUGCUCAGCAAACGACUGACGGUGGACUGGCGGCGGGUGCAGAACCUCAUGUAUGCCGACACGGGCGAGAAGCCCUUGGAGCGGCUGCUGAAGCUACGACAGCGUCCCUCCAUGCCCGAUGCCAGCGAACUGGAGGGCGCCAUCGAUGGCCUGCUCCGGCUGCAGUACGUCUACAGGCUGGAGGCCAAGCACCUGGCCAAAGGCAUCUUGGAUGGAGUGAACCAUGGCACACAGCUGAACUCCGAGCACUGCGUGGACAUUGCCCGAUUGGCAUUGAGGGAUCAGCAUCCGCGACUCGCGCACGCCUGGCUGUUGGAGGCGAAAGAUCGCGUGUUCCAGGACCCAAAACUCCAGCCGCAAAUUCUGGCUCUGCUCGUGCAGGCCAAGGCGGAGUUGGCCGACUUCCGGGGAGUGAAUGACACCUACCAGGAGCUCUUGAGGAUCCAUCCAGCCAGCGAGGAGCAUGCCAGAAACUACGAGGAAUUCAUGCGGAACCAUGCAGUGAAAGCUGGCUUGUAUGAAUCCAAAACCAUAGAAGAGCAUGCCCCCAUACCCGAGGAUCCCUCGAAGCUGGACGAGUUCGAGGCCUACCGUUUGACGUGCAGCGGCCACAGCAGGCUCACAGCCCGAGAGCAACGGCAUUUGCGUUGCGGGUACAUGACCGAGACCCAUCCCUUCCUCUUGUUGGCGCCCCUCAAGGCGGAGGAGUUGAGCCACGACCCCCUGCUAGUGCUCUACCAUGACGUGAUCUACCAGAGCGAGAUCGACGUCAUCAGGCAGCUGACAACCAACAGGAUGGCCCGCGCAAUGGUCACACUCACCAACCAGUCGACGGUGUCCAAUGUGCGCACCAGCCAGAUAACCUUCAUCGCCAAAACAGAGCACGAGGUGCUGCAGACCAUUGACCGCCGAGUGGCAGACAUGACCAACCUGAACAUGGACUAUGCGGAGGAUCAUCAGUUCGCCAACUAUGGCAUCGGUGGUCACUACGGCCAGCACAUGGACUGGUUUACCGAGACUACCUUCGAUAAUGGUUUGGUCUCCUCCACCGAGAUGGGCAACCGCAUUGCAACGGUCCUCUUCUACCUCUCGGAUGUGGCUCAGGGCGGCGGCACUGCCUUUCCCUAUCUGAAGCAGCACCUGCGUCCCAAGAAAUAUGCAGCCGCCUUCUGGCAUAAUCUGCAUGCAGCGGGCAGAGGUGAUGCCCGCACGCAGCACGGUGCCUGCCCCAUCAUCGCUGGAUCUAAAUGGGUCCUAAAUCGCUGGAUUCGGGAGUUUGUGCAGUCGGAUCGACGUCCCUGUCUGCUGUGGGAUGACUCUCUUGCCACUUAUGCUCAGAUUAUGGAGCUGGCUAAAAACCAGGAGACGAAGAAGGAAGCAUCGAGCUGAGGGCCACUCCAACCACCAAGUCAAGCUUUAAGGAAUGAGAGUCUAGUUUAUUCGAAAUUUAUAGGGAAAUAAAGAUAUUAAUAAGUGAUGAA